Cottoperca gobio is the source of this 4040-nucleotide messenger RNA. It is a transcript of the gene sart3, whose product is annotated as spliceosome associated factor 3, U4/U6 recycling protein. Gene Ontology annotation, molecular function: RNA binding; protein binding. The record is from RefSeq and is a predicted model, not a curated record. NCBI's taxonomy places the organism in Eukaryota, Metazoa, Chordata, Actinopteri, Perciformes, Bovichtidae. The transcript has 19 exons. The coding region runs from base 136 to 2958 and encodes 940 amino acids. Gene Ontology annotation, biological process: RNA processing.
AGUGAAGAAGGAAGGUAUCGCCGGAGAAGGAGCCCCUACUAGCGGCCAACAGCAGCCGUUACAGGGGAUCCAUGGUGAGUUCAGGCUCCACCUCUCACGAUACUCCUGUGUUACCAGGCAGAUAGGCUUUCCAACAUGGCAGCGUCAAGCAACGAGAAGAAAACGCAGUUGCAAAAUAUGGAGGAGGAAGAUGCAGGAAUGGAGGCGAGAGAGAUGGAAUCGGAUGAAGAGGAGCAGGACGGCAUGGGAGCAGAAAAUUCAGACGACGAAGAGGACGAUUCGUCGGAAGACGAGAAAGAAAAUGAAGCCGAGAUCCAACGGUUGGAGGAGCAGCUGUCGAUCAAUGCUUUCGACUACAACUGCCACGUGGAUCUCAUCAAACUACUGAAGCAGGAAGGAGAACUUGUCCGUCUGCGAAAGGCAAGGCAGAAGAUGAGUGAGCUUUUCCCACUCACUGAAGAGAUCUGGCUAGAAUGGCUCAAGGAUGAGAUACGUCUGACCGAGGAGGAGCCAAACCGGGAGAAAGUGUAUGAACUUUUUGAAAAAGCUGUGAAAGACUAUCUCUGUCCAGAAAUCUGGCUUGAAUAUGCUCAGUAUUCAAUUGGUGGCAUGGGCUCACCAGGUGGGAUGGACAAGGUGAGAUCCAUCUUUGAGAGAGCUGUGACAGCUGUGGGGCUUCAUAUGACCAAGGGACAGACGGUGUGGGAGGCGUUCAGAGAGUUUGAGAACGCCAUUCUAUCCACACUACAGCCUCCCCCCGGCAGGAUUCCCAGCCGCGAGGAGCAGGAGUUGCUGAAAAUUCAGCUUGAGCGUAUCCAUACACUGUUUCGCCGCCAGCUGGCCGUCCCCUUAAUGGACAUGGAAGCCACCUAUGCUGAGUAUGAGGAGUGGUCUGAACAUGGGGUGGCUGACACGGUCAUAAGUCAGUACAAGAAGGCUUUGCAGCAGCUGGCAAAGUGCAAAUCUUUCGAAGAACCACUGAUAAUAGCAGAACCUCCAAAGCUGGCAGAGUAUCAGUCCGUCAUCGACUUUGAACUAAAGGAGGGUGACCCAGCACGGAUCCAGAUAAUCUAUGAGCGUACCCUGGCAGAGAACUGCCUGGUACCAGACAUGUGGGCAAAAUACACAACCUAUCUCGAUCGUCAGCUGAAGUUCAAAGACUUGGUUCUCUCCUCGCACGAACGUGCCGUCAGGAACUGUCCCUGGACCAUGGGUCUGUGGAAGAGCUACGUGCUAGCUCUCGAGAGGCACGGAGCUGACCAUCCGACUGUCUCAGAUGUUUUUGAAAAGGCGCUGAAUGCAGGUUUCAUUCAAGCGACGGAUUAUGUGGAAAUUUGGCAGGCAUUCCUCGACUACCUGAGGAGACGUGUGGACUUUAGCAAAGAAUCCAGUAAAGAGUUGGAGGAGCUACGUGGAGCUUUCUCUCGGUCUCUGGACUACAUGAAACAAGAUGUUGAAGAAAGAUUUGGUGAAAGUGGAGAUCCUUCUUGUAUCAUAAUGCAGAUCUGGGCGAGGAUAGAGGCUCUCCACUGCAAAAACAUCCAAAAAGCCAGAGAACUGUGGGACAGUAUCAUGACAAAAGGGAACGCUAAAUAUGCCAACAUGUGGCUGGAGUACUAUAACCUUGAAAGGUCUUAUGGAGACCCUGUUCACUGUCGGAAAGCUCUGCACAGAGCAGUUCAAUGCACCACAGACUACCCUGAGCAUGUGAGUGAAGUCCUGCUCACAUUCGAGAGGGUGGAAGGUUCUCUUGAGGACUGGGACGUGGCAGUGCAGAAGACAGAGACCCGGCUGAACAGGAUCAAUGAGCAACGAGCGAAGGUGGCUGUGAAAGAAGCUAACCUCGCUCGCCAAGAGGAGGGGAAAGUUGAUCAGCGGCAGAGGGCCAAGGCCGACAAGAAGACUCAGAAGAAAGGCCAGAAGGGAACUCGAGCUGUGGAGAAGAGGAAAGCAGAGCAGCAUGAUUAUCAUGAUGAGUGGAACGAUGACUCGGCUCCUAAAAGGCACAGAGGGAACGGGGACCACGCCUCAGAGGAGUACAUGGAGACUGAGACAGGACGCUUUGGGAGGAACGCCCCCCCUGGCUAUAAGCCGGCUCAACAUGGCAAUAAAAGAGCCCAGCAGGGAUCCGCCGCCGCCCAGACACAGAACGAUGAGAAGCCCGAGCUUCGAAACGAUAACAGCAGUGUGUUCAUCAGCAACCUGGCAUACACGCUGGAGGAACCAGAGGCAAAGCUCAGGUCGCUGUUGGAGACCUGUGGUCCCAUCAAACAGGUUCGCCCCGUCUUCGGGACCAAAGGGACCUUUAAAGGCUACGGCUAUGUACAGUUUGAGUCCACAGCGUCUGUCUCUGAAGCCCUGAAGCUGGACAGACAGGAGGUGGAGGGAAGGCCCAUGUUUGUGUCUCCUUGUGUAGACAAAAACAAAAAUCCCGACUUUAAGGUGUUUAAAUACCAGAUAUCCCUGGAGAAGCAAAAACUCUUCAUCUCUGGGCUGCCGUUCUCGUGCACUAAAGAGCAACUGGAGGAAAUCUGCAAAAGUCAUGGCACCAUCAAAGAAAUUCGUCUGGUCACGUAUCGCUCAGGAAAACCCAAGGGUCUGGCAUAUGUUGAGUUUGCAGAUGAAGCCCAGGCUUCUCAGGCAGUUCUAAAAAUGGACGGCAUGGACAUCGGGGACAACAAAAUCUGUGUUGCUAUAAGUAACCCUCCUCGCAGAAAUAUGAUGGAUAAACCUGGCUCCAACAGGCCAGACAUAAUGCCUCGCCAGGUCUUUGGAUCGAGAGGAAGAGGACGCACUCAGUUGUCAUUACUCCCUCGUUCCCUGCACCGACAAAGUGAGCCUGUAAGCAAAGUCAACAACGGUACUGCGGCUGAGCAGGUGCCGUCGACCGCCAAUGCAGCCGGAGAGACGAAACCUUUGUCAAACUCAGACUUUGCCAAGAUGCUUCUCAGCAAGUGAGAAGAGGAGCGAGAGAAAUACGAUCGCCUUCACACCGAAAGCCAUCUUGUGUCCUUACAAAUUAGUGUUGGUGAUUUUUCUGUAAUUGGUUAGCUGGCUUCCCUUUAACCUCAGUCUUGUUCUCAUCAUCCAUUUUGCGAGAUUUGCCUUAAUCGCCGACCUCCUGCCCUCCAUCGGAAAGCCUUUUCACCCGAGACUUUUCACCAGUGCGACAGAUUGUUUUUGUUUGGUUUAUUUGAAGGUGGCUGGCAGGCUAUUUUAUAAAAAGGAAAAGUGUAUAAUAUUUGUGUGUAAAUAUACUGAAUUUAAAAUUGUACGCCUCAUGUUGCAAAGUCUUUUCUUUUGUUGUGUAAUGUGAAAGAGAUCUGAGACGAGCAUAUGGCAGAGUAUUUUUUUGAUAUAACAUUCGAAACAGCCAAAAUUGUGAAUGUUGUUUUAAAAAGAUGAUGUAAUAUAAAUGGUGUGUAUGUACAGAAGUGGGAUGUGCUACAGUGAUGAACAGACAUAUUCUACAGAUGUUUUUAGGAAACAGGAUGUUUGUUGUGUUAACUUAUUUUGACCUCUGAGGACAAAGUUAACAAGGAUAGCAAAGACUUUGUUCUGACUAUAUAGUAUAACUAAUUCAUUAUACUUAGAUUUUUCAUAAUGUCAUCUGUGAGUUACCAUCUGCUAUUACUCCUCAGCAUUAUGAUGCUAUGGAGUCUACAGAGGGUCCGCUAAGUUAGUAUUAGUUAAGGCUUUAUCUUGGCCCGAGGGCAUGUUAUUAGAGUAUGAAAACUGCCCUAUUAUGUCAAAUGCUAACGCGUGAUAUCAGUUAUAGUAUUUACAGAACUGCUCUAAGUAUACGUUCUCGUGAUUUCUUUGCUUUCAUACAUCACUGUUCAUGUGACCCGUGUGUUCAGGGUAAACCUCCAUCAAAUCAGUCUGAUGUGUGUGUGUGUGCUGUGGACCCACAGAGAGAUUUGGAGGGAAAUGAACCAUAUUCUCUUAAACAGGUUUUAGAUUAUUGAUGGGAUGAAAUGCAUUCGAUGACAUCAUCCUAAAGUCUAGGAAAUUGUGAUUUUUUUUCAGUUCUCUCAAGU